Culex pipiens pallens (northern house mosquito) is the source of this 5033-nucleotide messenger RNA. RefSeq names its product metastasis-associated protein MTA1 (gene MTA1-like). Bases 943 to 4218 code for a protein of 1091 amino acids. Gene Ontology annotation, biological process: negative regulation of transcription by RNA polymerase II. The record is from RefSeq and is a predicted model, not a curated record. Lineage: Eukaryota; Metazoa; Arthropoda; Insecta; Diptera; Culicidae. The transcript has 14 exons. Gene Ontology annotation, molecular function: histone deacetylase binding; sequence-specific DNA binding; chromatin binding. Gene Ontology annotation, cellular component: NuRD complex; nucleoplasm.
GCGAACCGCAAAAAGCCAAAAUGGCGGAGCUUGGCAAAAACCAGAGACGCGUCCUGCUGUGUGCGAUCGGCGGAAUUUGAGUGAAAUACGGCCGUUUUGUGUGCGAAACCGGGCCGGAAGUGCGGCCCAACGCGAGCGGAACACGGUCCCGAUCGAGGUGCGGUAAAAUUUGCCCGCCGGCUGCCGGAAAAGGGCUCUCUUCUGUGCGCGGUUGCAGUUUUUCGUGUUGGAAAAAGUAGUGUAAUAAAUUGGCCCACACAACGACCCCGCGCGCGCACACACAUGCGAAAAAAAAGCCCAAAAGAAGAAGAAAGCAAAGCAGUCAAAAUUCACACAACAAACAGAGAGAGGAAACAAAAGUCUUAAAAAAAGCAAGUGCGCGUGAGUGAGAAAGCAGCGAAAAAUUUAUCAUUGAUAACAAAAAGUAAAUAACAUAACAAAGUAUAAUAAUCAAAAUAUUGUCACCUGCCAAAGUGUGAAAAAGAGAGAGAGAGAAAAGCAAGCGGUGCACGCCAGAAGGAGACGAAAGAAAAACAAAACAAGCACACUACUAAACAGAGAAGAAGCGCGCUGGUAGUAGUCGCCGUCGUCGCCUGCUGAGACCGCCGUCGUCAGCUGUGUUUAUAUGUGUGUUCUGUAUGUGUCGUGUACGUUUGUGUGUGUGUGUGAUGGUGUGUAAAGGAAAGUUUUCCCUUCGCGGCUUCUACGAUCAAAAGUAAAAGAAGUAAAAAGGAAAAGUGUUUGCAAUUUCAGUAGUGAGAAAAGCUUUCCUAGUAGCUUGUUUUAAGUUAUCCACACACCAACACACAGUCAACACACUUGCAAAGUGAUUGGAAAAGUGGUAGCAGCGGGGGGAAGAAGAGGAGGAGGAAGAGCUGGGGGGAAGUCGACAGCUUUCCUCUGAGCAGCAGCAGCGGCGGCAACAACAAGCGCGUGGCCACUAUGACAACAAACAUGUACCGGGUCGGAGACUAUGUCUACGUGGAGACAUCGUCGACGACCCCGUUCCAGAUCCGGCGGAUCGAGGAGCUCAACAAGACCCCCAGCGGGAACGUCGAGGCGAAGAUGAUGUGCUUCUACCGGAGGCGCGAUCUGCCCACACCGCUCGUGCAAUUAGCUGAUAAGCAUCAAAUGGCCACUUCGGAGGACUCGCCCGUCGCGAUGAAGCUGAAAAAGAUGUGGCUGAAAACGCCGGUCGGCGAGGAGCAGGCCGCCCAAGCUGUGUUAGAUCCCGCCCUAGUUGCCCUCGAAGAGGAACGAAACAGCCCAAACACGACCGGUGGCGGGGGAGCAGGCGGCGGUGGCGGCGCAGGUGAGAAAGGUGGUGGCGGCGGCGGAAAUGACCGAUCCGGCGAGCAGCUAAACCCCAAGCAGCGACACCAGAUGAAGCACCGCGAGUUGUUCCUGUCGCGGCAGGUGGAAACCCUGCCGGCGACCCAGAUCCGGGCCAAGUGCUCCGUUACGCUGCUCAACGAGGAGGAAUCGCUGCUGAGCUAUCUGAACAAAGACGACACCUUCUUCUACUGCCUGGUGUUUGAUCCGACGCAAAAGACGCUGCUGGCGGACAAGGGCGAGAUCCGGGUUGGCAGCCGGUACCAGACGGACCUGCAGCCGAUGGUGAAGGACGGCGAAAAGUACGACCGCAACCUGGAGGACAUGGAGACGCUGGUGUGGAACCCGACGCACACGCUCACGGACAAGAAGAUUGACCAGUUCCUGGUGGUGUCCCGGUCCGUGGGGACGUUCGCCCGGGCGCUGGACUGCACCAGCUCGGUAAAGCAACCGUCCCUGCACAUGUCGGCUGCGGCCGCUAGUCGUGAUAUCACCCUGUUUCAUGCGAUGGACACCCUGCACAAGCACGGCUACUCGAUAGAGGACGCGAUGUGUUCCCUCGUUCCGUCUUCCGGGCCCGUGCUCUGCCGGGACGAAAUGGAAGAGUGGAGCGCCUCCGAAGCGAACCUGUUUGAGGACGCGCUGGAAAAGUACGGCAAAGACUUCAACGACAUCCGGAACGACUUUCUGCCCUGGAAGACGCUAAAGAGCAUCGUCGAGUACUACUACAUGUGGAAGACGACGGACCGGUACGUGCAGCAGAAGCGGGUGAAAGCGGUCGAGGCCGAGUCCAAGCUGAAGCAGGUCUACAUUCCCAACUACACCAAACCGAGCCCGGCGCUGAUCACCAACAACAGCACCACCAACAACAACAGCAGCAGCACCGGCAAGAACAACAUCCUGAACGGCAACUCGAAUGGGAGCGGUGAAGUAUUAACCAUCAGCAGCGGAAAGCCGUGCGAGUCGUGCUCGACGCUAGCGUCGCAACAGUGGUACUCGUGGGGCCCCUCGCACAUGAAUUGUCGGCUGUGCCAGUCUUGCUGGAACUAUUGGAAGCGUUACGGAGGCCUUAAAGUAGCAUCGCGGUUAGCGGAUAGUGGUGAUGUUGACUCGACGACGACGACAGCGGCGGCGACAACGCCAACGACGGGGACGGGGACACCCGGUGGCGGAGGCGGCGGUGGCGGAACGACACCCGUGUCACUGAAAAAGCAACGAAGUGGAGGCGGAGUAGCAGGUGUGACGGGAUCGGGUUCCGGCAGUGAUAUCGACGACGAUCUGACGAUUGUGGCCAGCAGUGGGCCGAUCGGGAGUUUAGGCGGGAUCAGCAAUCACCGGCCGCACAGUCCUUCCUUCAAGUGUUCCAUCGUCAACUGCGGCAAGGAGUUCAAGCUGAAGGCCCACCUGGCGCGGCACUACGCGCAAGCCCACGGCAUCCAGAUCCGGUCCGGGUCGCCGCGACCGAUCAUGAAGACGCGGACGGCGUUCUACCUGCACACGACGCUCACGACGCGGUUAUCGAGGCGAUUGUGUCGGCAGAUCAUCCGCUCUAAAAAGGCCGCCCGCCAGCCGUCCUACGCGAUAAACAUCGCCGCCGUCAAGCAGGAAUUUGCCCUCGCGGAAGCCGGCAAGAGUAUAGCGGACAUCCGGCAGUUGCUGACGUACAAGAAGCGAGACCGGGGCAGCGUAACGCAGAUCGCGAAUCGUCUGGGCAACCCGGGUGCCACCUCCAACGAGUGGCUUAUACUCACACCGAAGGACAAGAUGCCAAAGCCGGACGUGGUAGCGUUUCCGAAGCCACCGAAGGCUCCGGACGGCAGCUUGAUAUACGAACGGAUACCAAAUAAACCCGAGGCUGAAAAAAUCCCGCUCAACCCGCCGCCGGUGGUGCCGAAUCUCGGAGGGCUAACCCCAACCGGUGCAGGUUCCGGUAGUGUAACCCCGAACUCACUCACCGUUGGACCGACCGCCGCAACGACGGCAGCCCCAACCGUGAUGAACGCCCUCAACGCUGGCUCGCUCGGUGGCAUCGGUGGUGGCAUUCCGACGCUGGGAAGCACCGCAGGAGUAACGCCCGGCGGUGGACGAACCACUCCGAAUGCCGCCGCCGCCACCAUCAUGGUGGGCAGCAACAGCAACAGUGGCAACGGCGGCACCAACACCUCACCUGCAUCACUCAAGCGGCGAAACUACGAGGAUGCCAACGGAAUCGAUGGUCCCGCGGCACCACCCCCCUCGAAGCGGCCCAACAAGGACCCGAUGCCGUCGCACCGGCCCACGCCCGAACAGUACGCGGCCAUGAUGGCGGCCGCGCAGGCCGCUGGCCAACCACUCCCGAGGCAUCAUAUGAACGGUAAACCAAAAAUUGCACAAAUGGCGCGGACCGGAUCCGGGCGGAAGCAGGUCAUUAGUUGGAUGGAUGCUCCAGAUGAUGUGUACUAUCGGUCGACGGAAGCGAGCAGAAAAACCCGCCGCAAGGUCCCCAUCACCGAGUUGCGACGGUCGGCGCGGAAACCGUGGCGCCAUCUGCACCCCAAGUACGCGGCCAUCAUCGCCACCCUGCUGCCCCCGAUCGUGACGAACUCGUUUGCGGCGGCCGCCGCUGCCGUGGCCGGUCUCGGCCAGCAACAGCAACCUUCCGCGCCACCCGCGUCAACGCUUCCACCGCUAACUCAUUCUGCCGCCGCCGCCGCUAAUCUUAAUCUCAAUCUCAACUCGACGGCAGCGACGAACCUGGCUGGCCUGGCCGGCAUUCAUCCGCUGGCGGCGACCCACAACAGCAUCGGCAGCAGCAGUAACAAUAACGGAAGCAGCAGCGGCAGCACAAACAACACUAGCAGUAGCAAUAAAGCCAACAGUGAUCUACAGGUUGUAAUCCUAGACUGACCCGAACCGCCGCAGCCGCCACCACAUCCAUACACGAUGGAAGCACUGCUCAAUUAACUCGUAAACACAAGAAAAAACUUCUGACUAAAACAGAAUAAAACAAUAGUGAAGCAUGAAAGUAACGAAAGUAAACAAUUGCAUGUAAUAAAAACAAAACACAAACACACACACACACACCGUAAGCAAACAAAACUCUAAACAACUCUGAAAAAAGAAGAUUGAAAUCGUUUUCGUUUUUAUUUUCGAUUUUAUCUUAAUUUUAGGACGUGAGGCGAUCGUCGCCGGAACCGGGACGACGCCUCCAAAAACAACUAUUUAACAAAUAAUGAUCGUGUAAAUCUAAACUAUUGAUGAUGAUGCUCUGUGAGACAAACAUGAAACGUAAUAGUGAAAAGUAAUUGAAGUGUAAGAGUGAAAAAAGUAGUGACGAGGAAAAUCACAAACAACAAGCUAAAAAUAAGUGAAAGAAAGAGAGAGAGGAAGGGUUUGAGGAAAAGAGUUUGGGCUCUGUCGCGAAUCGGCAGACACGAGUGUGCGAAUGUGCGUUUAAAGUAUAUUUUUUUCAUUUUGUAAAAAGUAAAACAAAAAACAACCGCUCCUUCUUAAGUAAGAGUAACUUCUUAAAAUAAAAUCGUGAAAAUGAACGAAAUAAAUUCAAACAAAAAAAAGAGAGAAAAAAAACACAAUUAAAAUUAAUGCAGCAAGAAAAUCGUGACGAAAGAAAAUUGAUAAUAAGCUAAACUCAAUUUACUAAGGCAACCGCAAAAGAUAAAAAAAAACACAAUUAGAUGAAAUACAAAGAAAUAAAAAGAAAA